Porites evermanni is the source of this 1188-nucleotide messenger RNA. The record is from the annotation of a GenBank genome assembly. Lineage: Eukaryota; Metazoa; Cnidaria; Anthozoa; Scleractinia; Poritidae.
UCGGAAGAUCAAUUGAAAAUAAGUUUCCGUACGCUUUAUAGAUGUGCCUAUACUCAUUUAUGGCAGGUUUUAGUAAUGCUUGAAAGGAAUGAUGAGGCUUUAUACGCUGCUGAGAGGGGACGAGCACAAGCUUUGCUCGAUGCCUUAAAAGUAACUUAUGGCCUUACAUCACUUUUCCCCAGCUCAAUUGAAUCUGAAGAAGAAGUCAGAAAUAUUUCAAGGAAGACAACUGUUUUAACAGUUUUUCUUGCCCUGCAAAAGAAAACAGUCAAUUUGUGGGUGUUGGGAAAAGAAGACAACCCUAUCUUUAGGCGAUUGAAGUUACAAGGAAUUGGAAAAGAGCACGAAGAUUCCUUUUCUUUCCUUUUAGACUUUGUUUUGGGAUGCAUUGGGGCUGGCAGAGGUAUCAGGUGCGAAAAUCGGUCAAUGGAUAAGAUCAGUGAUGACCAAACUUCAACUACUCGAGACAAUGAUCAAACAUCGGAGCCAAUACAGGGGACCACCGACCUUUUACAGCCAUUAUAUGAUGUAGCUCUUGGUCCCAUUGAAGACUUGCUUGAUGGUGAUGAACUAAUAGUAGUUCCUGACGGCGCUUUGUCUAAAUUUCCUUGGGCAGCCCUGAGUGAAACUUUAAGGAUCCGGACUGUUCCCUCACUGACAAGUUUGAAAGUCAUCACACAUUCUGCAAUUGAAUACCACAGUAAAAGUGGAGCCAUGCUAGUUGGAGAUCCAUGCUUGAAGAAAAUUACAGAUAGACGGGGGAGGUCCAUUUAUGAUCCUCUGAAGUACGCAAGAAUGGAAGUGGAGAUGAUUGGAAAAAUUUUAAAGAGUCAACCCUUAACAGGUGAAGAUGCAACCAAAGAAGCGGUACUUCAGGGAAUCGGGUUAGUUGCUUUGGUACACAUUGCAGCCCACGGAAGAAAGGAAACCGGAGAAAUUGUUUUGGCUCCAGACCCCCGAUGGGAAUCCAAGCCUCUUAAGGAGGAGGAUUGCAUUAUGAAAAUGUCUGACAUACAAGCUGUUAAGCUGAGAGCGAGGCUGGUUGUGCUUAGCUGUUGCCACAGUGGUCAAGGAGAGGUCUCGUCUGAGGGUGUGGUCGGUAUGGCACGUGCUUUCUUGUUUGCUGGUGCUCGUUCCGUGCUGGCGACACUCUGGGCAAUUGAUGACGAAGCCACAAUGAUGUUUAUG